This is a messenger RNA of Stylophora pistillata, 1701 nucleotides long. RefSeq names its product polycystin-1. NCBI's taxonomy places the organism in Eukaryota, Metazoa, Cnidaria, Anthozoa, Scleractinia, Pocilloporidae. Gene Ontology annotation, cellular component: plasma membrane. Gene Ontology annotation, biological process: calcium ion transport. The record is from RefSeq and is a predicted model, not a curated record. Gene Ontology annotation, molecular function: monoatomic cation channel activity; protein binding.
AUGCCCUUGGUUGGUCUCGUUCCAGUCCUCGAUAACGAUCCAGCGGACAGAUAUCGCUAUGAAGUCACAGUCUACACAGCACGCGGCAAGGACACAGGGACUACAGCAAAUGUCUCCAUCCUUGUCGCAGGCGAGGACGGACAGAGCGCGGUCCAUAUGCUAAAGAGCACAUCCAGGUCGUGUUUAUACCCAGGCGGAGUAGACUCCUUCCUUAUCACCACGCCUGAAUGCCUGGGAAGUCUGACAUUUAUCCGUAUAUGGCACGAUAACACGGGAAAAAGUCCCUCUUGGCUGUUAUCACAGGUUGUCAUCCGGGACAUUGACACGGAAGAAAAGUUCUUUUUCUUGUGUAAUCAAUGGUUGGCGUGUGAUCAAGGUGAUGGACAAGUAGACAGGCUAUUUCCUGUGGCGGGAAAAGACGAAUUGCGUGAUUUUAUGCACCUUUUCAAAGCAAAGACUAGCCGUGACUUUUCCGACGGACAUUUGUGGUUUUCCAUCGCUUUUCGACCGGUGCGGAGUCGUUUCACGUGCGUCCAGCGUGUCUCAUGUUGCUUAUCUUUAUUAAUGUGCUCGAUGUUGGUAAACGUAAUGUGGUAUCGAACACCGAUGAAAAAACAAAACAGCGUCAUUAUAGACUUGGGGUUCUUUGAAUUCACUUGGCACGAAAUACUUAUCGGCAUUCAGUCCAGUUUAAUCGUCUUUCCAAUAAACUUGUUGAUAGUUCAGUUGUUCCGGAAUAGAGGGGUCAGUCCUAAGACGAAGAAAAAAUAUGUUGAAAGAACUCGAACAGAAUCCAGCCCUCCAACACAAAAUCAUCGUAAACAGACUGCAGUGUCGCUCAGUGACAUUACGCCCACGGCUCCUCACAGGGGGUUGGAGAGUAAACGACAGGGGAAUGUGCUGUUAAAGAACUUAACCAGCAUUCGUUCACCCGUGACGAUUCGCCAGGACUCAUGGGAUGACGAAUUAUUUUGUACCCUGUUGGAGAGCCAGAUAAGUUACUCAAAAAAGGAAAUGCAAAGCAAGGAAGAGAAAACUAAGAAAGACAGCCUAAGGAUUAAAAGUGAUCAUGUGGGGGAAGUACCAGACUAUUUGUCUUCGGAUAUCUACUUCUACUUGUACAAAGACGAGCCAAGGAGUUGCCACAGAGUUUGCCCUGGGUCCAUUGGCAGUAACGAGUCCGUAAACACAACUACUGCGUUAGUUUCUCCAGAAAAACAGAAGAAAAAGAAAAAGAUGAAAAUGAAAUGUCUGUUUCCAUGGUGGUUUGUAUACAUUGGUUGGUUUUUGUGCCUUUCCACGGCAACUGUAGCAGGAUUUUUCACGCUUUUGUAUGGGCUAAACUUCGACAACAAACAGCAGGCGGAAUGGCUUAUUUCAAUGUUUGUGUCGAUGGCACAGGACGUGUUGGUCAGUCAACCAAUCAAAGUGAUUUUCAUGGCAGUCUUAUUUGCCUUACUCCUCAAGAAGCCACAAGACGAAGACGAUGACGUCAUCAACGUCGAGUUGGCGCGUGACGAGGAAUGGCUCGAGCAAAAUCUCCCGCAUGUGCAAACGGGUGACGCAAAGGUCGCUGACACACAAUGCCAGCGCCCACCAGAUAAGUACCUAAGUGUACGAACUCAAGUGUGCACUUAUCCAGGGUUGAAGAUGAGCUGUGAGGCAUCUUGUAAAUUAUUGUACAUCAAUAAUUAUGUUUAG